AUGAGGACUACAGACAUCAGGGACAACAUGAGGACUACAGACAUCAGGGACAACAUGGAGCACUACAGACAUCAGGGACAACAUGGAGCACUACAGACAUCAGGGACAACAUGGAGGACUACAGACAUCAGGGACAACAUGGAGGACUACAGACAUCAGGGACAACAUGGAGGACUACAGACAUCAGGGACAACAUGGAGCACUACAGACAUCAGGGACAACAUGAGGACUACAGACAUCAGGGACAACAUGGAGGACUACAGACAUCAGGGACAACAUGAGGACUACAGACAUCAGGGACAACAUGGAGGACUACAGACAUCAGGGACAACAUGGAGGACUACAGACAUCAGGGACAACAUGAGGACUACAGACAUCAGGGACAACAUGAGGACUACAGACAUCAGGGACAACAUGAGGACUACAGACAUCAGGGACAACAUGGAGCACUACAGACAUCAGGGACAACAUGGAGGACUACAGACAUCAGGGACAACAUGA
This is a messenger RNA of Knipowitschia caucasica, 501 nucleotides long. Lineage: Eukaryota; Metazoa; Chordata; Actinopteri; Gobiiformes; Gobiidae. The record is from the annotation of a GenBank genome assembly.